UUUGCAAAAGGAAGUACGCAAUCAACGUGGCCACGAUCUGAACUCCAUAGUUAUUAAGAGAGAACUCAGAUGAGUAGACAGUCUCCACCGCGGACACGAUCUCAACUCCACCGCACACCGCCGGAAGCCGUCGUCACAGCAAGUCCGCCGUUAGUGAGACCUACCACUAGAUCCAUGUCCCUGAAGCGCAAGUACGACGUGGGCCAACCCUCUAAUGUCAACAGGAGAGUUCAACGAAUCACUUCUAUCGAUGCAAAGGCUCCACGCUCAACAGCAGCUCAAAAUCACAUGAUGAAACAAUCGCCCCUUCAUAGUGCUUCUAGCUCUCAUGUUUACAUCAAGUCACAAAACAAUGGAGGCAGUCAACACUCAACCUUCCGCUGUGGUAUAUGCUUUGACUACAAACCAAGCUCUAAAAUGUUUAAAAAUGGCAAGUGUAACCACUCCUUCUGUUCUACAUGCAUGGCAAAGUACGUGACCUCCCAAAUAGACCAAAACAUUGUGAAGGUCACCUGUCCACACCCUCAUUGUCCCAUGGAACAGAACCCCAAAUCUUUGCACCCCAUUUUGCCCCGGGAAGUGAUUGACAAGUGGGACACGGCUAUAUGCGAGUCAACGAUUUCGGCGUCUCAGAAGACUUACUGCCCCUUUAAGGACUGUUCGGUUAUGCUGGUCGACGACGGGAGAGAAGUUGUGACCCGGUGUGAGUGCCCUUCUUGUCACAGGCUGUUUUGUGCGCAAUGUAGGGUUCCUUGGCAUGCAAGUGUAACCAGCUGUGAGGAAUACCAAAGGAUGAAGAAGAGGAGAUAUGUAGAUCAAGACCUGGAUAACAAGUUCUUUAACUUGGCCAAGGAUAGCAAAUGGCGAAAAUGUCCCUAUUGCAAUAUGUUUGUGCAGAGAGAUGGAGGAUGUGAACACAUCUCUUGCAGGUGUGGAGGUCACUUCUGCUAUUAUUGUGGGAAGAAUUGGGCAUCUGGACAUAUGUGUAACAGGGUGUAGCAGGGGAGACAAAAUGGAGAUUUUGGGUUCUGCCAUCAGUUGUGUUUCAUUGUUCAUUUUUGUCCAUGACUAGUUGGUUACUUUAAUCCUUUCUUUUGUUUUCAACUAUGAAUUACUUGUCAAUGACGGUCCUUCCCAUCAUUUAUGUUGUGUUAUGUGUGACACUUGAAAUGAAUACUCCGAUCCCUCCGUCCUCUUUU
Molecule: messenger RNA, 1199 nt
Organism: Cuscuta epithymum
Lineage: Eukaryota; Viridiplantae; Streptophyta; Magnoliopsida; Solanales; Convolvulaceae
Source: the annotation of a GenBank genome assembly